AUCAGUUUUUGGCAGUUGUGUCUUGGCUUUUUGGUCACCUACGACUCUGCAUCUUUAUUACUUUUCCUUUUCGCACUGCAUAAAGUUAGAAUUCCUGCUCUUUGUCAAUAGCUGUCCAUCAUAUUUAUACUAAACUGCCUUAGUUCUGCUCCAUCGCAUCCUCUAUUUGCUUUUGUUCAAUCAUAAUUCAAUUCAUAACAGUCACAAAUGGCAGCAAAUGAUGUGCCGUGUUGUGAGACCAUGUUUUGGGUUUAUCUACUCAUAUCUGUGGCCCUGGUAGCUUUUGCCGGUCUCAUGUCAGGUCUUACUCUGGGACUCAUGUCUCUCAGCCUUGUCGAUCUUGAGGUCCUCACCAAGGCCGGUCAGCCCCAAGACAGGAAGAAUGCGGAGAAGAUUCUCCCCAUUGUUAAGAAUCAACACUUGCUUCUAUGCACCCUCCUCAUAUGCAAUGCCAUGGCAAUGGAGGCACUGCCCAUUUUCCUCGAUGCACUUCUACCAGCAUGGGGCGCUAUAUUGAUAUCAGUGUCCCUCAUACUUGCAUUUGGUGAGAUUAUCCCUCAGGCUGUUUGUUCUCGGUAUGGACUUAGUGUUGGCGCCAAAUUGUCAGCAGUUGUUCGGCUGCUUGUCAUAGUUGUCUUCCCUAUCGCAUACCCAAUUAGUAAGUUGUUGGAUUGGCUCCUUGGAAAGGGGCAUUCUGCACUUUUGAGACGGGCAGAACUAAAGAUAUUGGUGGACAUGCACGGGAACGAGGCAGGGAAAGGUGGAGAGUUAACACAUGAUGAAACUACCAUUAUCUCUGGAGCUUUGGAUUUGACCCAGAAGACUGCUAAAGAUGCUAUGACACCUUUAUCUGAAAUAUUUUCCCUUGAUUUGAAUUCUAAACUAGACGAGGAUACAAUGAGCUUGAUAAUGAGCAAAGGGCACAGUCGCAUACCUGUCUAUUCAGGAAGCCCAUCAAAUAUUAUAGGCCUUAUUUUGGUAAAAAAUUUAAUCAAAUGCCGUGCUGAAGACGAAACACCAAUCAAAAUUCUUACCAUCAGGAGAAUUCCUAGGGUGGGGGACAGUUUACCACUGUAUGAUAUAUUGAACCAAUUCCAAAACGGGCACAGCCACAUGGCUGCUGUUGUGAAGAGCAAGCACAAUGUUAAGGACUCUGCAGGAAAUGCAACAGACAAAAAUGACAUGAUCACGAUAAACAUCAAUUCAAACUCAUCAAUAUUACAAAAACAAGCAGAGGGAAAAGGAAUUGAGAACAAGCAACAAGAGAGUAUCUAUACACAUGCACCACCAUCUGUGACUUCCAGCGACACUACUGAGAGUCAGAGUCCAGCAUUACAGUACAUAACGGAGCGAUGCAAUGAUAGCUGGCACCCCCAACCAAAGAAAGGAGGUGAACAAGGGGAUGCAAAUAUAACAAAGGAAGUUUUGGAAUCACUUCCAGAUCAAGAGGAAGAAGUCAUUGGUAUCAUUACUAUGGAAGAUGUUUUAGAGGAACUCUUGCAGGAAGAAAUACUGGAUGAAACUGAUGAAUAUGUUGAUGUUCACAAUAAAAUUAAAAUAAACAUGCUUCCUUCAAGGAAGUCACAAUCAAGAUCUCCAGGAGCACCUUCUCAGAGAGCAUGGCGAACGCCGAUGGCAACUCCACUAUCUUCAGGUCAUCAGACACCAGUUUCUUCUUAUCAUCACACUCCGAUACUACGGUCCCCAAUUUCACCCUUUGUUCAGUCUCCAUUUAUACGACCAACUCUCUCUGCUUCCCCUGCUAAAUCUACCCCAAAUUCUCCAUCCAUUUGCACCUCUCCAUCCUCACAUCAGGUCUCAAGGAAAACAUAUGAGAAGCUGAGAAAACCUGGUGAUUCGUAGAGUUCCCACUUUUUUUCUGACAUGAUGACCAUUGGAGAUUUUUGGCAUGCAAGCGUAACUUGUAUUGUAUGAUAUUGGAAAUCAAAGUUCCAAAAAUAAAAUAAAAUUCUUGUAUUAGAUAUUAUAUUGUUGAUAAAACACCAUAUAAUUAGUGCUGGAA
Messenger RNA from Camellia sinensis, 2023 nucleotides. RefSeq names its product DUF21 domain-containing protein At5g52790. The record is from RefSeq and is a predicted model, not a curated record. Gene Ontology annotation, biological process: intracellular manganese ion homeostasis; magnesium ion homeostasis. Gene Ontology annotation, cellular component: cytoplasm. NCBI's taxonomy places the organism in Eukaryota, Viridiplantae, Streptophyta, Magnoliopsida, Ericales, Theaceae.